AUGGUUGGACAUAUGUUUCGAACAAGAGAAAAAACGCAGGCGCUGGUGUGUGCUGGGGUGCUAUUGGUGCUGAUAUGCAGUGCAGGCGGGAGCGUGUUUGUGUGCCAGGAGGCAGACAAGGACGGGUGCAGGGAGGAUUCGGGUUUAGAGGCUGGGCUCAAAAGGCAGGCGGAGCGGGAGGGGGUGCUACAAGAGCGAGAAGAAGAGUUUGGAGCAGAAAGAAGAGAGAAUGCAGAGCGGGCGGAGAAAAUUCAGGAGGAAAAUGCGCGUUUGAAUUCGGUGCUAGUGGAGUAUAAAGAAAAGUUGAGCAAAGCGGAGGAGCGCAUUGCGGAGCUGGAGGCGGAGGCAAAGCAGAGGGUAGAGCAUCCGGAGAAUUCCACAAAGGAGUAUACAGGUCUUUUGAGCACUGUGGAAGCCCAAAGGAAGCAGCUGCAAGCGGCGGGGAAGGAUUCGGGAAGGUCUUCGAGCGAGCCAGAACAUCAGGAUGUAUACUGGGAGAGCCCAUAUUUUGAGCGUCUUAGCAUUAGAACUAGUUCGAUUUUGUCAUAA
Nematocida major is the source of this 549-nucleotide messenger RNA. RefSeq lists its product as uncharacterized. The record is from RefSeq and is a predicted model, not a curated record. The transcript has a single exon. NCBI's taxonomy places the organism in Eukaryota, Fungi, Microsporidia. Bases 1 to 549 code for a protein of 182 amino acids.